AUGUUUGCUUCUGCCCCUUUCAGUGCUUAUCCAACAGCGGAGACACACACCACAUGCCCUGCCGAUGUGCUCCUCUACUACGAUUCAUACGAUGCAGGCUACGCGACCGGUGCGACUGCGUCUAUUAACGAGUUCACUGCAGCAGAGACGACUACAUCAUCAGCAGUAAUUCCUCAUCAACCAAUGCGUUCACUUCCCCUAGGAUGGAUCGGCUUCCGAAGCUGGUAA
Messenger RNA from Dicrocoelium dendriticum, 228 nucleotides. The record is from the annotation of a GenBank genome assembly. Lineage: Eukaryota; Metazoa; Platyhelminthes; Trematoda; Plagiorchiida; Dicrocoeliidae.